AAUGUAUUAAAUAGUUAUAUUAAAAACUCAUGGGUUUGACACAAAUACGUCAUACAUAAACUGAUCAUAUAGGUCAUUGAUGUUUCAUGUUGGACGUAUCAAUAAAUAUAUUUCUAUUUGAAAUAGCAAUUUGAUUAUUUUUGUGGGAGAAAUAUCAACAAAAUGAGUUCUAAAAAAAUCGAAUCUAAAACUAAACAAACCGAAACGGAUCCGUAUAACCCUGAUAUUGAUGUCAAUGAGCACAGAGCUUUGAUCCCUCCAAGCAUGUAUGGACUCGGCAGCCUUAUAAAAGUGUGGACGGAAUCUAAGAUAGCAUCUGUAACUAAACACUCUCUUUCAGCCCAAAAUGAAUUGAGGCGUAGAAGUAUCGGUUUACCUGUUAAAGACGAAUAUCAGAACAGGCAAGAAGAAGACAUGUUUGGAGAAGAGUUUCCUAAAAACGUAACACCUCUCAUGAACGAAGAUAAUUUGUGGGGAGCCUUUUACCUUUUCCCGGAGAUCUAUGGUGACGUGUAUUCACCGAUAGUUCACGUACGUUCUGUAGAGGAUGUGCCGGAACUGGUCGGUGGUGUCCUCACUAAAGACAUGAUUUCAGCUUGCCUCUCAUACUUAAGACGCAUACCUAUUCUUAGUGACUACGCUUUUAUCAAAUUAGAUCUUUCAGGGAAGCACCUGAUGAAUAUCGACGUAUUGCAGCACUACAAAUACUUGGUUUAUCUGGACCUCUCCUCAAACUUACUUUCACAAAUAACUGUUCUAUCACACCUGCCUUAUUUACAAUUUCUAGCAGUAGCGUUUAACAGGCUGGGCACAGUUUUGGACUAUGACCCUCCUCAAUGGUUUCUCACAGAAGUACACUAUAAAUAUAACUCAGUGAAAAGAAUUAAGGACUUGACCGCAUUUUGGUCGAUCACAAUUCUAGAUUUGUCGCAUAAUAACAUCAAAUGUAUAAGUGGUCUCGAGAAUCUUAGAUACCUUCGGCGGCUAGACUUGUCUUUCAACCACAUCCAACGUCUUGAAAAUUUGAACAACUUGCGACUGCUAUGGCUAGAUUUAUCCUACAAUAACAUAUCAAGCUUUGAAUUUGGCGCCGACACUGGACUAUGGACUCUUUUUCAUCUCGAAUUUCUCAAUUUGAACGAAAAUAACUUAACUUCAAUGAAAAUCUUCUCGUAUUGUUCUAGGCUGCGGGAACUGCAUGCCCGAAACAAUCGGCUAAGUAUGCUGCUAGAGCUAGCGGUGUACAUGCGGCAAAUGCGAAGGUUGAUUGUGCUUGACCUUCGAGCAAACCCCAUCUGCUCAAGCCCAGGGUACAAAGAAGUCGUCGUCAACACAUUCUCGAUGCUGCUCAGCUUGGAUGACGCUGAACUCAAUCCUCUAAAACAGCGUUCUCUGAUAAUGGAUGUGAAGCCUGAGAUCGGGACGCAUGCUUCCCGUCGCUUGCUGCGGCUUCUCUACAUCGAGCAACUUUCCAAGUCUCUGGUUUCGCCCUUCGUCCCACCCGCCGAUAGUUUAGACGUGCCUUUAGUUAUCCUGGUGGGCCACGAAGGUGUCGGCAAAGGUUCCUUAGUUCGUCGUCUCGUGAGUGAGUGUAGCGCAAACAUCGAGAGAGCGUACCUCCACACGACAGCCUCGUACCACUUCUUUGAUCAUUACAAAGAAACGACGCGGGAAAAAUUUGAUGACAUGCUGCUCGCUGGGGACUUCCUAACGUACACCGAAAUGGACGGGGAAUCAUACGGACUAAGUCGCGAGGAAGCCUUUGUUACAGGGGGUAAAGUAAAAAUCGUGAGCAUGGAUUUGGUCGGAGCUUUGAUGUUGCGUUUACGUGGUUACCGACCAUAUUUGAUUCUGGCUACUUGUCUCGACAGGAGAACUCUCACUAAGACACAAGAGCUGCGCAAAAUGUAUCGUAAUUCAUCGCGUGAGCGGAUGGGUCAAGAAACGCCAUUCGAGCGCACCACGUUGCAAGUGCUUCUCUCUGGACGAAUCAUAAUUACGGGCAUAAUUAAUGAAAUCAUUAUGGGUUUAAAAGAUGAUAAAGAGCAAAGCGAAUUUGUCAUAGAGUCCGAAUGUUCGCUGAUGAUGGACAGCGAUGCGCGCGGGAAGGAUCAUCCCAGAGGCAUCGACAUACUAGCACUUUUAAGCUCAGACGGCACAUCCCUAGAUGACACGUUUAAGCAUGGAGAUGAAGAAAGGAGUUUAUAUUCAUUAUUCAAGGAAUCUCAGGGAACUGAUGAAUACACAAGUUACAUUAAUAGCCAGAAUCAGGCUGGCUCUUAUCAAGAACGCGCGAAAAAAGUCGGCGAGGUUCGUCAUUCAAGAUCGAAGCAGGAUAAACGUUCCAGCAUUUUCAAUAAUGGCCGAGGAUUUGUAGCUCCUGAUAGCUCUAAAUCUUCCAAGUCUGUUACUUUCACGUCACAAGACGCCGAAAAUGGGCUCACAGAUCCCACAGGAAUGAUGAUAGAACCGGAGUAUAAAGAAGAGACCGCUAAAACGCCUCGGUCGCUCAGUAACAAGUUACCGUGGGCCGUAGGUGCCUCACAUGGCUCUCGUGUCUCCGUGGAAUCCGACCUGUGGCUCGCAUUCCUGACAGAAACUGGAUACUUGCAAGCUAGCAAUCUAAACAAUAACUCAGUGGAUAGUGUUAACCACCAGGCGGAUACUGGCGGCCGAAAACAUGAUGACGACUCUUUGAUGCACCACAUAGUAACAAAGUUCCCGCCAGACACGGCUACUGCAAACAAAAGGGAUGCCUAUGAAAGUAUUCAUCGAAAACGACCUGGACUAUUUUAUGAUUCAGUUAUGAUGGAUAAUGCUGACGAAGCAUUUGCCAAAAUGCGCGGAAUAAUCAAGAAUAUCGUAAAGUCACAAAGUACUUUAAAACCUAUGUUUGACAUUGAUUUUCCGAAUUUGGAAGACUAUCCUACUGUUCAGAAAAAACUUAAUUCAAUUCGCAACCAAAUUGCACCUCAGCAACUGUUUUACUAAUAUUUAAAAUAAAGA
Molecule: messenger RNA, 3006 nt
Organism: Trichoplusia ni (cabbage looper)
Lineage: Eukaryota; Metazoa; Arthropoda; Insecta; Lepidoptera; Noctuidae
Exons: 19
Coding region: 163-2991 (942 amino acids)
Molecular function (GO): protein binding
Source: RefSeq, a predicted model, not a curated record